CAGUGUUUUCAAUCAAUCAGGCAGUAGAGAGACAUCUUGCUCCGGGUGCGAUAUCUGGCUGCACUCAGGUGGGCAAAUCGUGACGACAACAAACCCCUCCCCUUCAUCAUGACUCAGGCAUAGGACACCUCUCUUCCUUACAUCCUAUCAUACCUGAGGUGUCAGACAAGCAGGUUGUCAGGUGUAUGGAUAGUCUGGUACUAUCAUGGCUGAAGAAGGCUACUUUCUCUCCUGUUGUUGUGUCAACAUCAGUUAAAUGUAGCGAAGGUCGACACCCGUCCUGAAUAGGUCAAAACAAGACACACAGCCAAACCAUGGAUUACCUGAUUUACCACAAGCUGAUGAUGUCACGUCCUUUUUUCAGUGCACACGGCGUGACAAUUUGUCCCAGGAUGAGGAGAGGUAUUAGGGUGACACUGCUUUUGCUGCUGUCUGCAGCUGUAGAGUCCAACAGCAUGUCUCCGCCAGGGAAACCAGUCCUGCUUGGCUGCAGGUCCCCUGAGAAGGAGACGUUUACCUGCUGGUGGGAACCAGGCUCCGAUGGAGGGCUGCCCACCACACACCACCUGUAUUACGAGAGAGAAAGAUUGGAGGGAACAUACGAGUGUCCGGACUACCGGUCUGCAGGGAGGAACUCCUGUUUUUUUGACAAGAACCGCACCUCCAUCUGGGUCGACUACUACCUGACAGUGAUGGCCUCCAAUGCUCUCGGGAAUGCCACUUCCGACCCCUUUAAGAUAGACGUGAUGGAAAUCGUGGAGCCUGAUGCUCCUGAAAAUGUAACGCUGCUGGUGGAGAAGAGUGAGUACAGUCCAUAUCUCCAUGCCAGAUGGGAGCCUCCCUCUAACACAGACACCAAGUCUGGCUGGGUUACCAUUAAAUAUGAACUAAGAGUCCAACAAGAAAACAGCAACAAGUGGAAGGAGUACAUGUCAGGUACACAAACUCAUUUCAGCCUAUACGACGUCAGCCCUGGGGUGGUUUACACAGUGCAGGUGCGCUGCAAACUAGACCAUGGCUCCUGGAGCGAGUGGAGCAACAACACCUGGGUGAAAAUCCCUAACUAUCUUCCGAAUGAGGGACCAUUUUGGAUAUUGGUUUCUAUCCUCUCUGCAAUUCCAUUUAUAACAGCAGUGUGUAUCUUGGUCGUGAAGAGGAAAUCUGUGAAGCUGUGUGUUCUGCCCCCUGUUCCUGGUCCAAAGAUAAGAGGAGUUGAUGCUCAACUUCUGAAGAGUGGGGGAUCAGAAGACAUUGACAAUGCACUGAUCGUCAACCAGAGCUUUCCUCCUAUGGUGGCCUGGAAGGACCAGAUUGAAGAGUACCUAAUUGUGACUGAAAAUGAUGAUGGGCUUCCCACCAAUUCUCAAAAAAGGAAGAAAAGCUUGAUUAUUCCUGCUGCCUUCCACUUAGACUUGGAAAUCCAUUGUAAGGAGUCAACCCACAGCCAAAAUGACUGGGAGAAGUCUGAGGAAAUAAAUAAUGAACUAGAUAACACCAUCAAACCCUUUACAAACAGCAGUUAUGUGGAUAUUCAGAGACAUGUGGAAAACAUACAGGGGGUGGAUGUGAAACAUGUGGACUACAGCACAGUGAAAGAGGUCAACGGUGCAAAUGUUCUCAUCUUCAAUAAAGAAAAGGUCCCAUUUAAGAGCUCUGGCUACAUGGAUGUUCAGGAACAGGAACACAUGCCAAAGGACUACAGCAGGGUGAAAAAGGUGAAAAGUGACAAUGUGGUCUUCCUGCAGAAACAAAAUGCAUCACUUGACACUUCCUGUGGAGAGAAGGGAAACCACUACACAGACUGUCCCCUUCAGAAUCCAAUAAAACCUCAUGUGUGCACAGAACUCAUCGAUAGUGGAUAUGUAGAUACCACACCUGCACCACCUUCAAUGUAGAGUUUUACUUCUUACGCUGUCCUUUUGGUGUCCAGUGGAGGGCAGUUCUUGUGAUAUCAAGUUGAAUGUCUCAUGUCCAUGUGAUGGAUUGUCAUGACAUUUAAUACAGACGUUUAUGUUCUCCAUAGGAUGAAUCUGCAUAACUUGACAUGAGGUUGACAUUUUUGGUUUUGAGUUAAAUAUUUUGACAUCUUGUACUGAAUGUAUUGUUGUGACAUUUGCUACAUAUAUUCAAAGUCCCUAGAUAAUAAAGUUAAUAUUUCUAAAUAAUAUCAUCUAGCACCAUCAUCAUGUCAGAAUUCCAAUCUGUCCAAUACUAAAAUAAGUACAAUUUUAAAUGAAGUGACAUAUUAUAAUAUAAGCAACAAGCAAAUAUGGUCAUACUUGCUCUAAGAUUGUGCUUACAUUUGAUCCAGUUAAACUGAAGAUUUAUCUGGAAGAAAAAUGACUGCACAGUCUAAUCAACCAAACAGUUUAUUAAGUCUGCAAGAUACUAAAAAAUGCAACUGAUUUUCAAAGAAUGAUUGUUCCUAUAACUCAUUUGACAUACUGAAUUUCACCCAAAAUGUUACACAGGAUAUAUCCUUUUUGAAAAUCUUCAUUUCUUAAUUGAUUUUUUAAAAAUGUAUUCAAGUAAGGACUUUGAAACAACUAAUCAAUUGUGUAUAUUUUUUUACUUUGAGACUGAACAUUUUGCAUAGUGCAGUUUAAACCCAGAAUUAUUUUUGCUGCCUCAGUUUAAGGACAGAAGCUUAAAGAGUAAACCUGCAUUUUGUUUUUGUUUUCUGGUAUAUUUGAACUAUGGUUUUAAAAGUUCUCAUGGAAGAUGUUUCUUCUUUGCUUUCACCCAAAUAAACUAAAUGUUGGAGUAAACUGAGUUUUAGAUACAACUGAAAUAUUUUUCAAGAUUAUUUAUUCAGGUCAGAAUUCAAUUAUUUACUUUUAUAUAUAUAUUGACAAAUGUUAAUUUAAAAUUACAAAAAUAUCCAAUUUUUUUUUUUAUUUCCUUGUUUCUUUAUCUAAACAGAUCUCUGUGAUACUGGGAUACCUCAGGGAAGCGUACUCUGUCCACUUCUCUUCCUCUUGUUUAUUAAUAACCCACACUCAAAGUAAACACUGCAUUUGUCCUCUUUAUGCAAAUUACACUUUACAUAUAUUGAGGAAAGAAAAAUCAACUACAGACUGUCCUCUGAUUUUAAUUUCAUAUUUAACAUGCAACAACUGAACUAUCUGACUAUUAAUGCAUAAAAAUAUUUGAAUCUCCAUUCUCCUAAGACAUCUAUAUUCCCUCUUACAGUCAGAGUUUAUAUUCAAGGAUUUAUAAAAGCAAAAUCAGAAAAUAUAUCAUUAGUUUUCAUCUUACUUCCUUUGUUUCAAAUCAUUGUGCAGUUUUAAAUUCCCAUUGUUUCACAGUUAGUUCUCUCACUACCACAGAGCUUAUUCAACCAUUUAAUAGUAGAGCAUUUAAAGAAACAGUUUAAAGUAUGGGAAAUACGCUUAUUCACUUUCUGGUAGGGGAAUUAGAUGAAAAAACUGUAUACCUAUCACAUUUCUGUAUAUCAUAACAAUAACUUUACACUGUAUAGCACAUGAUUUAUAUAGCACCUUUAAAAACCAAGUUUACAAAGGGCUUCGGCAGACAAGUGAUGCAAAAGAGGUCAGUAAAGUGUAUGUAAUGUAAGACUACCAUCUUCUCAUCUAACUCUCCAGAAAGUGAAUAAGCAUAUUUCCCAAAAUGUCAAACUUUUGCUGUAAGAUUUAUGUGAAAUUUAGGUUGUGUAGAGACUUUUUAACUGAGAAAACGCACUUAACUUUUAAAUCAAGUCAAGUUAACAGCAGGCAAUGCUUGUUAACAUUAUUUGCUAAUCUUCCUAUUAAAAGAAAAUUAAAUGCUACCAUU
Sander lucioperca (pikeperch) is the source of this 3795-nucleotide messenger RNA. RefSeq names its product prolactin receptor b (gene prlrb). Gene Ontology annotation, biological process: cytokine-mediated signaling pathway. Gene Ontology annotation, cellular component: external side of plasma membrane; signaling receptor complex. The transcript has 9 exons. The record is from RefSeq and is a predicted model, not a curated record. Gene Ontology annotation, molecular function: cytokine receptor activity; cytokine binding. Lineage: Eukaryota; Metazoa; Chordata; Actinopteri; Perciformes; Percidae. Bases 315 to 1895 code for a protein of 526 amino acids.